Molecule: messenger RNA, 3661 nt
Organism: Arvicanthis niloticus (Nile rat)
Lineage: Eukaryota; Metazoa; Chordata; Mammalia; Rodentia; Muridae
Gene: Etv1
Product: ETS variant transcription factor 1
Biological process (GO): cell differentiation; regulation of transcription by RNA polymerase II
Cellular component (GO): nucleus
Molecular function (GO): DNA-binding transcription factor activity, RNA polymerase II-specific; sequence-specific DNA binding
Source: RefSeq, a predicted model, not a curated record
GAGGAAAAACCACUGAAUUCAGCUCUGUCAGAGGCGCUUUCGGCUUCCAAGGGGAAGUGCUGGGCAAUAAUUAAUGUUUUUAUUAAAUUUGGAGGGAAUUUUUUGCAGCCGUUCGCCUAGCGUGGCCUUCAGGUUGAUAGAAGUCCAGAUCCCGAGGAAAUCUCCAGCUAAAUGCUCAAAAUAUAAAACACUGAGCUAAUAUUUGCGAAGAGGAGCAGAAUGGAUGGAUUUUAUGACCAGCAAGUGCCUUACGUGGUCACCAACAGUCAGCGUGGGAGAAACUGUACCGAGAAACCAACAAAUGUCAGGAAAAGAAAAUUCAUUAACAGAGAUCUGGCUCAUGAUUCAGAAGAACUCUUUCAAGAUCUGAGUCAGUUACAAGAAACAUGGCUUGCUGAAGCUCAGGUACCUGACAAUGAUGAACAGUUUGUGCCAGACUAUCAGGCUGAAAGUUUGGCUUUUCAUGGCCUACCACUGAAAAUCAAGAAAGAACCCCACAGCCCAUGUUCAGAACUCGGGUCUGCUUGCAGUCAAGAGCAGCCCUUUAAAUUCAGCUAUGGAGAAAAGUGCCUGUACAAUGUCAGUGCCUAUGAUCAGAAGCCACAAGUGGGAAUGAGGCCCUCCAAUCCCCCGACACCAUCCAGCACUCCUGUGUCCCCUCUACACCAUGCAUCUCCAAACACAGCGCAUACUCCGAAACCUGACCGGGCCUUCCCAGCUCACCUCCCUCCUUCUCAGUCCAUACCAGACAGCACCUACCCCAUGGACCACAGAUUUCGCCGCCAGCUUUCUGAACCCUGUAAUUCUUUUCCUCCUUUGCCGACCAUGCCAAGGGAAGGGCGUCCUAUGUACCAACGCCAGAUGUCUGAGCCAAACAUCCCCUUCCCACCACAAGGCUUUAAGCAGGAGUACCACGACCCAGUCUAUGAACAUACCACCAUGGUUGGCGGUGCAGCCAGCCAAACCUUCCCCCCUCCUUUGAUGAUCAAACAGGAACCCAGAGAUUUUGCAUAUGAUUCAGAAGUGCCUAGCUGCCACUCCAUUUAUAUGAGGCAAGAAGGCUUCCUGGCUCAUCCGAGUAGAACAGAAGGCUGCAUGUUUGAGAAGGGUCCCAGGCAGUUCUAUGAUGAUACCUGUGUCGUCCCGGAGAAAUUCGAUGGGGACAUUAAGCAAGAGCCAGGAAUGUACCGGGAAGGACCCACAUAUCAGAGGAGAGGGUCCCUUCAGCUCUGGCAGUUUUUGGUAGCUCUUCUGGAUGACCCUUCAAACUCUCACUUCAUUGCCUGGACUGGACGAGGCAUGGAAUUUAAACUGAUUGAGCCUGAAGAGGUGGCCCGGCGUUGGGGCAUUCAGAAGAACAGGCCAGCUAUGAACUAUGACAAACUUAGUCGUUCUCUCCGCUAUUAUUAUGAGAAGGGAAUCAUGCAAAAGGUGGCUGGAGAAAGAUACGUCUACAAAUUUGUGUGUGACCCGGAAGCCCUUUUCUCCAUGGCCUUCCCGGAUAAUCAGCGCCCACUGCUGAAGACGGACAUGGAACGUCACAUCAAUGAAGAGGACACCGUGCCUCUGUCUCACUUUGAUGAGAGCAUGACCUACAUGCCAGAAGGGGGCUGCUGCAACCCACACCCCUAUAACGAAGGAUACGUGUACUAACAUGAGCAACAGUCAAGCAAGGCACCCCGUGCUUCGCCCCUUUUUUCAAGAUACAGAGAAUCACCGAAUUCUCUUCAAUGUUUGUUUGAUUUCUGUUGUUUGUAUUUUAUUUUUUAAAUAAUAAUACGAAAGGGGGCUUUUCCUGUUGCAUUAUUCUAUGGUCUGCCAUGGACUGCGCACUUUAUUUGAGGGUGGGUGGGAGUAAUCUGGACAUUCAUUCUUUGUAACAGGAAGAUGACCAGUGAAUGGGCAGAGGGGGCUGAGGGAUUCCUUUUUACUUAGGCUUGGGAUGGGGUCCUACAGGUUUUCUGUAUGAUGAAGCUAUAUCAUGUUUGUUCGAUUUCACAAUAACGUAAGAUAAUUUUCCCUGGGUAUCUGCGGUACAUUUGAUUUCACGUUGUGUAAAUAUCUUCUUGGAGACCAUUUGCCUUGGGCAUUUCUCCAUCAUUACUGAGUCUCUGCAGGUGUACAAAAAUCUACUGUAAAUGGCAGUUUAAUGUUAGAAAUGACUGUUUUGCACCUCUUGUAAAAAAAAAAGAAUAUUUAGCAAUUGCAUUUGUUGUUCCUUCUGUUUCAUAUUGCUUUACAGAUGACUUGUAGAGAAAAACCCUAAAUGUGGGCAAUUCUCUCUGAAGUUGAGUAAUCACCAUGACUGUAAAUGAGGGCCACAGUUUUGGACUCUGGCUCCAACUGAGUCAUAGGCCAGUAGCAUUACAUGUAUCUGGUGCCAUCUUGCUGUUUGGUAUUACAAAUACUGUCUUUUAAAUAUGUUGAUGCCCAUUUCACUUAAAUAAUGACAUGUCAUGAUCCUUUGGAAUCUUCAUAUAUGUGUUAAAGCUGGGAUCGCAAUGAAGCAAAAAAAGAAAAAAAAAUUACCUGUCUCCUUUCACUAUCUUCAGUACAUAAAUACAUUAUUUAAUCAAUAAGGAUUAACUGUACUAAAUCACAUAUUAUGCUGUUCUACUUACAGCAAGCACUCUUUAAGACAAAUAUCCACUACACUAAAUAGGUACUAUAGUAAUUUUUAGACAUGGUACCCAUUGAUAUGCAUUUAAAUGUUUCACUGCUGUGUUCUGUUGAUAACAUAUAUAAAUAUUAGAUAAUGCUAAUGCUUCUGCUGCUGUCUUUUCUGUAAUAUUCUCUUUCAUGCCGAAUUUACUAUGACCAUUUAUAAGCAACGCAGUUAACUACAGAUAGCAUUUCAGGACAAAAUAGAUGACUCAAACCAUUUAUUGCUUAAAAAAUAGCUUACACCAUGCCAUGCUAUAAGCAGCUUUUAUGCACAUUGACAAAUGAAGAGUGAGCCUCAGCUUGCUAAAGGAAACUGUGGAAACUUUUGUAACUUUUGGUGAAAUGGAACAUUGUUUAUGAACUGUUAAAGAAUGAGGAAGUAACUGUGUGACGUAGUGCUGGCACUGACGCUGUCCUUCAUCUCCUUUGGACAUGCCUGUAAAUGUGAUCGGAUUGUACGAAAGAAGAUUCAAAGAUCUGAAAUUUCAAAGUUUCUGCCUUGUUUUCAUUUUGUUUGUUGUUUCUUUGUUCGUUUUAUUGUACAUUCAAAAACAACAGCAUUGAACGGGUGCCACGUUGUUUCAUUCACUCUGAAAACUACAAGGAAACGGUGUCUUAAUACCCCCUGAGUAGCUGCUUACCAGAUCCAAGCAAAGAAAAUGAAUUAUCUUCAGGUUACUAUCCUGGAAGAACAACUUCAUAAAGAAUCUAUAGUGACAUGUUAUUUUUUAGAAAACCCUUAAAGCCCAAAUAAACUUAGGGAAGCAUUUCACCAGCACAAGAAAGAACUUGUGAAGAGGAACCCUCAGGAUCCUUUUCCCAUGCUCCGUACAUCACAGUCGCUUCCAUAACAUAAAAAUUUAGCUCUUCAGAUGCACAAAUGGGCACUAUCCACAUCUUCUGGAAAUAUUCUGGUUCCUGCAGAUGUCUAUAAAUGAUUUCAUUGACUGUGCUGCGUGUAUUUCCCUUGGCCCUUCAUGGGCUGAUAAGUAUGCCU